AUGAGAGUCAGCUACAAGCAUCAAACUGCUCAACAAAACUGUGGUGAUGACUCUGAUUUCCAUAAGGCGACAUGCAGCCCUCCCUCUAGCACUGCCAUCACAGCAAGAUUCUUCAAGUGUCUUCUGAAUGCUUCAAGUGCUCACAAGUCCCUGACUCCAUGCGAUUCACCUAGUCUCAAACACCCAUGUACUCGGCUCACUUCCCUUCAACUCCUACCAUCGAGUUCUUCGGUUAGUCCCUUCUACUUGCGGCUGUGA
Rodentolepis nana is the source of this 258-nucleotide messenger RNA. The record is from the annotation of a GenBank genome assembly. Lineage: Eukaryota; Metazoa; Platyhelminthes; Cestoda; Cyclophyllidea; Hymenolepididae.